UCACUCCAACUGCUCGCAACUGUGGUACUCAUACACGACAGUUAGUCAGAGAAACAUACCACAGUGUAAAUCCAAGGACAACAACAGUAUAACAGGACAGUCGGCACUCCAGGAUGAAUUUCGCUGCUCAGAUUUUCUAUGCAAAUUAUAUCGGUGAUGGGUCACCAAAGCGAGUGGAAUUCAGCGACAAUGAAGAGUAUGACCCCUUCUGGCAAAGCAAGGAAGAGCGUUUAAGCCCCAAGAAAAUAACUACCUCAGCCCAAGAUGGUCAUUGUGAGAAGAAAUGCCCCGUCAGCAAUGGUGCUGUGGGCCGUCGACCUACACUCAUUUGUCCUGAACGUCUUAAGGACUUUGGUGCAGAGGAAUACCUCAAUGGGGAUGUAAAAUUUUCUGAAUCUAAGGUGGCGAAGGCACCAGAGAUACAACUAAUGUGCCCAGUCAAGCCGAGCAAAAAGUGUGGCAGUGUGUGCACAUCCACAAUCAACCUUCCUGCUGAGUACCUUCGCUUUGAAGAGAUUAGCAUGGCAGCAUUUAAAAUUCAGCCAGGGGUGCAAAAGACGCCAUGCACAUACUCUAGGUUGUCCAAGCAAUAUGGCAUGGAGAUCUUCAUGAAAAAGGAACACCUGAACUAUACUGGAUCUGUGAAAGAGAGAGGAGUACUUCACCUCCUUACCUCCCUAAAACCAGAUCAGCAGAGGAAAGGUGUUAUUGUGGCCACAGACUGUAACUUCUCCCUGGCAGUUGCAUAUCAUGCUGCUGAGCUGCGGAUUCCUGUGUUUGUCAUCAUGCCAGCGAACAGCUCCCAGUCUCGACUACGCAUGUACCGUGAAUAUGGGGCCAUGGUGAUUUCAUAUGGCAGCACAGCGCAUGACUCCCAGCACCAUGCGCACCAUUUGGCAAAUGAGAAUGGUUACCUUUGCCUUGAGGAGGAUGACAGCGCAGUGUACUUGGCAGGACUGGGCACAGUGGGUAUGGAGAUCUAUGAGCAGGUGCCCAAACUGGAUGCAGUUAUCAUACCUGCAGGUGGGCAGUGUGGCCUCCUGGCAGGUGCAGCUGCAGCAAUCAAGCAUCUAAAUCCCAACAUAUCAGUCAUAGGAGUAGAACCAGAGGAGUUUCCCCUCUUACUCCAAUCUCUUAAAACGGACUCUCCAAUUAAGGAUCUCUAUGGCAACCCAAACAGAAAGCUCUACAGAGAUCUGGUAGCACAUUCCAUGGGGACAAACUCUUUCCAGCUUGCCAAGAAGCUUGUGAACAAAGUUGUCACAGUGAGAGAGGAAGAUGCCCUGGUCGCUAUGCUGAGGUUUCAGGAGUAUGAACGAUCCAUGGUUGACAUGGAGGGAGCCAUGGGAUUGGCAGCUAUCAUAGCUGGGCUGCUGCCAGAACUUAAAGGUAAAAGGGUAACAAUAGUUGUCAGCAGUGCUAACAUGGAGCUGGACCUUGUGAGACAUUGUGUGGAUCGGGCCUUGUUCUUAGAUGAUCGUGUCAGCCGAUUCACAGUACAUAUUGGUGAAUGGCCUGGAGAAUUGGCCAAAUUGCUAGAUAUGCUAGCUCGUGAAGAUAUUAGGUUGUUGGAUAUUUGUAACAGGAGAUACAGUGACAAAGCAGAUCUCUUUAAAACCCAGGUGGAGUGUGUGGUGGAAACCAGGGAUAAGACACAAAAUUGCCAGCUAAGACGAACACUCUCAGAACGCUACCCUACACUGUGUUGGAUGGAUCGGUGACCCCAAUUAUAGAGCCACUGCUAAACAUAUUCCUUUACACAGACACAGAACCUGAGUGCAGGAAAAAGAGGAGUUGCAAGUUUUGAGUCACAACAUGUAUGCACGUAGUUCACUGUAGACCUUCUCUGAGAAUGAAAACAGCUGGCAGAGAUUACAAACAUUUCUGCAAAAACAUGUAGGACACUACAUUCCAUCAAUGGUCAUUCAAAGAGUCAUUAAAAACAUCAAAUGUGAAAAAUUAAUAUUAAUUUAUCAAAUGAAUAUCUAUUAAAUAUUAAUUUAUCAAAUUAAUUACUUUGUAUAUAAGUUAUUAUACUGUAGUUUUCUAUUAUCAGUUUUUGAUUCUCAGCAUUAUAAUUUGUCAUAGAAUUUUUCUUUGUUUUUGUUAAAACAAACUUCAAGCCAAAACGUUAACAACAAGCUAAAAGGUCAAUAACUGGUCUACAAAAGGUAUGUAGGUGGCAGAAAGGUUUCCAUUGUAAUUACUAGCCUAGUGAUUGGACAUUUUUCUGACUGAAUGAGGUAAAAAUAGAGUAACACUUUCAUUCUUAAUUUGUGACAAUUUAUUGCAGGUUGUCUAAGAGACAGCCUCAGCUUGAAAGGCUACUAUUCAGUUUUCCGAGUUACUGCUUAGAUUUUGACAACAGAAUAUCAUAUAUGUCACAAUCGAUAUGGGUCAUAUCAAUCAUCUUUCAUUGGCACUGUUAUCUGAAGGAUACUUUUUGUUUGAAACAAUCAACAUCAUUAACAGCUCUGUAAAGAAGCAGGAAUGCAGUCAUGAUAGACACAGGAAAUAAUUUUAGACAAUUAUGCCCCUAUGACGCUGGCAAAUUUUCUAUGGAGAUGAAGUUUCCGAUGAAGAAGUGUGAUACGCCUACAGCGUACAUUUGCGCCACAGUGUCCCCCUUUUACAAGGAGUUUUAAUUUUAGAUUAUUAUGGGAACACAAUUCUUACAAUCGGUACAUCUUGGCACAUCCAGAACCCCAAGAGAACCAAAGCCUGUUUAGCUGAGCACAGGAUCAGCAGGACAGAGAAGAGACAGAGGUGCAAGCAUUUUCCAAGAUCUGCUUGUGAUAUCCAUGCUGUCUCUCUGAAGGUGCUGCUCUCACCAAAUAGGCUACUAGUGAUUUGGGAUAUUCCGUGGGCAGAAAAAAAAACACCUGAUGCAUAAAAAGGAAGAACAAAUGGUACUGCUAAAGGGACUUUGCAAACUCUGUUUGUUUACAAAAUUAAACACUUAAAUGCAAUCUCUACAGACUACAAUAUGUGAAAUCAAAAGAAAUGGCAUGAUUGUCACCCAUUACAUAAAUGCAUAUUUGUUUAUUGUUUAAGUAAGCAGUAGCCAGAAACAUUUCAGGGUUCAGUCCCCAGCUGCCACAGUUGUGCCCUCGAGCAAGGCACUUAAUCCUAAAUUGCUCAGGGGAAACCGGCCCUUGUAAGAAUUGACAUUAUGUAAUGCACUUAAAGCAUCAGCCAAAUAAAUAUGAGAUAUGUAGGCAUAAAAAAAAGAAACUUGGGUAUUGAUUUUGUUUGUGUCAAGCGCAUUCAAAUGCUCCCUGUAAGAAAGGAAAAUACUGUCACGACUGUCAUCUAUGCUUCCGGCAGAAAGUUUGAGUUUUGAGAUGAAUAAGCCACCCAGGCUGAAUAAGGGAGAUUCCGCUUGGAGAAAUUGGCAACAAAAUAUGUUCCUCUGCAAAAUAAUUUAGAAUAGGCUGUUUGCUUUUUUGCUACCCACUAUUUUUCCGCUUUUGUUUUAAAACUGUCUUAUCCUUCAGUUGUUUGUAUCCUCAAACUAGGGGCCUUUUCUACUUCAGAUUUCCUUAUCCAUCUACAUUCAAUCCAACAUAUUAGACAUUCACGAAAACUGAAAAUUCUGGACGUUAACCCACACUAUGUUCUCUAUUGAAAUGUUCAUACAUUCAUGGCAAUUGUGACCACGAAUUAAAUCUUUGUUUGAAACUAAAAGUGGACACCACACACUAUUUAUCUUGGUAUGUAAAGAGGAGUAUACAGGUAUGAGCAAAUUUUGGGUUUCAUUACAUGUUAAGGCAGUGCACAAGUUGUAACUAUUAUUAUAAUUGAUAUUGACAUGAUAAAUAAACCAGGACAACUGGACCAUACUGUAGUUAAUUGGCUUCAUCCUUUUAGAAUAGAAUACUUUGAGAAGACACUGAUAAUGAAUUGUCUCUGCCAUAUUGUCACUCUUUCCUAUCCGUACAAAUCAGUACAAAAAUCCAAAACUAGUCAAAAAGAUAAAACAGUGGUACAUGUUUAAUCAGAGAACAGGUGUACUAUAUAUGUGUGUGUGUGUGUGUUGAUUUCAUGAUAUAAACAUAAUGUUUGAAUUAAGAGCAUGUUGAGCAAAAACAUUAUGACCACCUUUCUAAUAAGUUGUACCUCUGUGUAGUGCAAUAUCAAUUUGUCAACAAGACACACUGUGACUUGUUGCCCUGUGGGACUUCCUGGAGAAAUAAUUCAAUUGUAAGGUGGCACAGGUCAAUGGUGCACAUUGUUCCAAAGUCCAGUUAUUAUGCUUGUGUGUUUUGUGGGGUCUUUUAACUAUACCCUGGUGCUGACAAGGGUACUCUGACCAUUUCUCACUACAGAGCCCUAUAUGUAGCAGUAUGCAAUGCACUCACACCUUGUAACAAUAAAAUGUAAAAAAAUGUAAACACUGACUCUUGUAACAAUGAAAUAAAAAAAUUAUAUGA
Molecule: messenger RNA, 4433 nt
Organism: Alosa alosa (allis shad)
Lineage: Eukaryota; Metazoa; Chordata; Actinopteri; Clupeiformes; Clupeidae
Product: serine racemase
Exons: 11
Coding region: 114-1721 (535 amino acids)
Biological process (GO): L-serine catabolic process; L-threonine catabolic process
Molecular function (GO): L-serine ammonia-lyase activity; threonine deaminase activity
Source: RefSeq, a predicted model, not a curated record